AUGCCUCCCAAGAAGAAGGUCGAGCGUUCCACCACGGAGAACAUCCAGCUUGGACCUCAGGUCCGCGAGGGCGAACUUGUUUUCGGUGUAGCCCGCAUUUUUGCUUCCUUCAAUGACACCUUCGUCCACAUCACCGAUCUGUCUGGUCGCGAGACCAUCUCCCGUGUUACCGGUGGCAUGAAGGUCAAGGCUGACCGUGACGAGUCUUCGCCAUACGCUGCCAUGUUGGCGGCUCAGGAUGUUGCCGCCCGUUGCAAGGAGCUCGGGAUCUCUGCUCUUCACGUCAAGAUCAGGGCCACUGGUGGUAACGGCACCAAGACCCCCGGCCCCGGUGCCCAGUCCGCUCUCCGCGCUCUUGCCCGUGCUGGUAUGCGCAUUGGACGUAUCGAGGAUGUUACCCCUACCCCAUCCGACUCCACCAGGAGGAAGGGCGGUCGCCGUGGUCGUCGUCUUUGA
Plenodomus lingam JN3 is the source of this 456-nucleotide messenger RNA. It is a transcript of the gene RPS14, whose product is annotated as 40S ribosomal protein uS11. Gene Ontology annotation, cellular component: cytosolic small ribosomal subunit; ribosome. Lineage: Eukaryota; Fungi; Ascomycota; Dothideomycetes; Pleosporales; Leptosphaeriaceae. Gene Ontology annotation, biological process: translation; ribosomal small subunit assembly. The record is from RefSeq and is a predicted model, not a curated record. Gene Ontology annotation, molecular function: structural constituent of ribosome.